GGAAGUUCACAACACAGUAGUGAAACUCGGAGGACAAGCUAACACAGCUGUCUAUGUUUGUUAGCUACAGUUAGCCUCUGACACUGGAGCUGUUCAGCCCGUUAUUGAUCAGUAGUUGAUUAUUAAGGCGGGCUACAGCGGCUACAGGAAGCGUUUGGCUAAGAUAAUGCUAAGUGCCCUGGCGUGUGGAGCUGCGGUGUUUCCAGGGCUCUUCUAUACCUUCAGGAAAGGACUAAAACACACUUUCACACACUGGAGUGAUGCCGACGUGGUUUCUGUCAGUGAAAGGCUGGUCUCAGCCAUCCACGCCUCUUUGGCUACAGCAGCUGGAGUCACAGUUGUGACGUCCUGCAGGGACACCAUGACUGACAGUCACUGGCUGGUCAAUAGCUUUGUUUUGUUCGGAGCUCCCUAUAUGGCCCAUGACAUCUAUGCCAUGUAUCUGAGCCACUACCACACUCAGAGGGUCAGAGGUCAUUCCGGGUCAUACAGCAGCCACUCUCUUCAGACAGUGAAGGCUUUCCUCAGCAAGGACUGGAUGCUGGUCCUCCAUCACAUGACGCUGCUGCUCAUUUUCACGCCCAUCACUCUGUUCUUCAGAAGAGGACUGGGUGAUUUCUUCGUCGGCUGCCUGUUCACCACAGAGUUCAGCACUCCUUUCGUGUCUAUAGGAAAGAUUCUCAUCCAGCUGGGCCUUGACAACACCAGGCUGCACAGAAUCAACGGCAUCAUUGUUCUCUUGAGUUUCUUCAUGUGUCGGAUCCUGGUCUUCCCCUUCAUGUACUGGAUGUACGGCAGGCAGUUUGGGAUUCCCCUGCACAAAGUGCCCUUCCACCUGCCUCUGCAGUGCAACGUGGGGAACCUGGUGAUCCUGGCUCCACAGAUCUACUGGUUUAUUUUGCUGCUGAGGAAAGCGAACAGACUCUACAUGCGACAGAAGAGAGGGUAGGGGGACAGAAGCAAAGACAAGCAGAGGACAUACUGAGUCCACCUGAUUAUAAAACAGCUGGGUUUCCACUAAGAAUAAAGAUACGACAGACUAUUAAAAAUAUACUAGGUUUCAAGAAUAAGUAAUAGGAGAAAAGGUUUGAACAUUUCUAGAAUGAAGUUGUACAUUUAAAGUUAAACAGCAUUAAUAAUUUGAGGGGGAAAGGUCUAACAUUUCAAAAUAAAGUAACGCGUCAUUUUUCUCUCGUCUGCUUUCUUGUAAAUGUGUCAAAAUAUUACUGUUUCUUAAUUUUGAUUUCUUCUGUAAAUUUUCAACUUUUAAUUGAAACAUUACUUGUCCUUAAUUCCAAUUACAUGACUUAUUUUUCAAAUGCUGUGACUUGAAAUAUUGACUGUAUCCUCAAAACACUUUUCCUCUGAAUUCCAUGAAUCAUACUGUAUUUUCAAAAUAGUUUAAUACAUAGCAAAUAGUUUGUUAAAUCACUCGUUUCUCCUCCCCCCCCUUAACUGUGCCCCUAAUAAAUGAUCAUAGACGGCUGAGUUCAGUGUUUGUCGUGCACUACAUCAUCAUAAUGUCAAUUUUGCUGUUGCUAUGUGACAAAACUCAAUAAAUUGAUUUAAUUAUG
This is a messenger RNA of Micropterus dolomieu (smallmouth bass), 1574 nucleotides long. RefSeq names its product TLC domain-containing protein 3A-like. The coding region runs from base 167 to 949 and encodes 260 amino acids. Gene Ontology annotation, cellular component: endoplasmic reticulum; membrane. The record is from RefSeq and is a predicted model, not a curated record. Gene Ontology annotation, biological process: lipid homeostasis. NCBI's taxonomy places the organism in Eukaryota, Metazoa, Chordata, Actinopteri, Centrarchiformes, Centrarchidae. The transcript has 5 exons.